Messenger RNA from Pogona vitticeps (central bearded dragon), 2933 nucleotides. It is a transcript of the gene FRMD1, whose product is annotated as FERM domain containing 1. Gene Ontology annotation, cellular component: cytoskeleton; cytoplasmic side of apical plasma membrane. The record is from RefSeq and is a predicted model, not a curated record. Lineage: Eukaryota; Metazoa; Chordata; Lepidosauria; Squamata; Agamidae. Gene Ontology annotation, biological process: positive regulation of hippo signaling.
GUCUGGCUACAUCUCAAAAGAAAAGAGUCGGUGCUGCCUUGCCCUCCGCGUUGGUCGGGUGCUGCCUGCAGAGCGUUAUUUAAGUUUGACAACUAGAGAAGAGUUUGGCUUGAUUCCUGAGACUCCGUUGCUGUGCCAUUUUUCAGCAGAGCGGGCAUGAGAAGUUUACAACCAGCUCUGCUAUGAGCAAGCGAGUUCUGCCAAACAAAAUGCCACCGGAGUUUCGUAACAUGUGUGUCCUUCUGCCAAACCGAGACCAACUCAGUGUGACUGUCAGGGUAAAAGCAACUGGGCAAGAACUGUUUGAUCAAGUUUGCGACGUUCUGAAAAUUAAAGAUCCUCACUUCUUUGGCAUCAGUGUUGUAAAAAACAAUGAGUAUGUAUUUAUUGACCUGCAGCAGAAGCUUUGCAAAUAUUUCCCAAAGGAGUGGAAGAAAGAAACAAACAAAGGAACAGAGAAAUUCAGCCCUCCUUUGGUCACUUUCUUCAGAGUACAGUACUAUGUGGAAAAUGGACGGGUAAUAAGUGACAAGGUGGCACGGCACUACUACUAUUGUCAUCUCAGGGAACAGGUCCUGCGGUCUCGCUGCAUGGACAAAGAAGAGGUCUACUUCCUGCUGGCUGCCUAUGGCUUGCAAGUUGACGUGGGAGACUACCGGGAAAACUUCCACAGAGAGAACUACUUUGAACCCCAGACUUACUUCCCACAGUGGAUAAUUGCAAAGCGAGGGAGUGAUUAUAUCCUGAAGCAUGCUCCAGAGAUGCACCGAGAGCAGCAAGGCCUGUCAACCAAAGAAGCUAUUCUGAAAUAUGUUAAGGAGUCGUGCUUGCUGGAAGAUGUGCCGGUCCACUUCUACAGGCUGCAGAAGGAUAAGAAGGAGGACCGCCCCACAAUCAUCUUGGGUCUGACCCUUAAAGGGAUGCACAUCUAUCAGGAAGUGAACCACGUUCGCCAGUUACUCUAUGACUUCCCCUGGUCAUAUAUAGGAAAACUUGCAUUUUUGGGGAAAAAAUUUGUGAUCCAGCCAGAUGGUUUGCCUUCUGCCCGGAAGCUGGUUUACUAUACCGGUUGCCCUUUUCGGUCUCGCCACUUGCUGCAGCUGCUCAGCAACAGCCAUAGGCUGUUCCUUAAUAUCCAGCCAGUCCUUAAGCAGAUCCAGAUGCUGGAAGAUGCAGAAGAAAAGAAACGAUACCGGGAAUCUUACAUUAGUGACACCUUGGAGAUGGAUCUUGACCCCUCUGACAAACAUUCUCAUGGCAGUGGAAGCAGCAGAGGAAGUGGUAGAAACAACCGUUUAUCUCGACAGUCAACGGACAGUCAUGGCAGCUCCCACACAUCUGGCAUCGAGGCCGACUCGAAACAUCGGAUAUCUGUAGAGAUGUCUGUGGACGAGCCCUUUGGCCUGGAUCGCAUUCAUCAAAAGGAGCAGUCUUGCAGUUCAAACCUCAGUUGUGGCAGCUCUGGCAUUGGCAGCGGCAGCAAAGAGAGAGGAGAAGAGGACUCCCAGGAUGAUGAGGUGGAAUUGGGAGUGGAUGAGCCGGACGAGGUACCUGUGGAUGAGUCUGAGUUAGAAGAAGAUGUGCAUGAGAAGCCUGCAGAUUCUCAUGUAGAAGAUGGUGUUUGCUGUCAAGAUAUUAAAAAGAAUCAUCUUGCAGUAGUACAAGUCACAUUAAUAAAGAUUAAAGGCCAAAGUGUGGAAUCUCUUCAGCAGAUUGCAAAGCCUACAGCUCCAAAGAGCCAUGACCAGCACAGUCAAAGUCUAGAUGACAUCCGGCUUCGCAAGUGUCUUCAUCCACCUCUAAGUGCCACCCUAUCUUCAGACACGUCCCACAGCUACACUUUUGGUUGCGGUCUGGAGGAUAAGCUGGCCGGCUACGGCUGUGUGUAUUCAACAGCUGACUGUAAAACAAAGUCGGCCCUCUAUGGAAAGAGGUCCAUGAACUGUUUGUCCUUGGAUCUCUUGGGAGAAGAUCAGCUCCCUGAGGAAUUUGUGGUUUGAAGCUCUCGGACGGUCUUGCUGAAGAGCAUCCACCAAAAUAGAAUGACUACUGAUUUCAAUCAAAAAUGGAAACCAUGUCCUCUCUCCAACUUUCUUUCUCUGUGUAUAUAUCUACAUACCUCAUCAUGUGGGAAGCCUUUCUUCCAGAUUGUUAUUACUCUUGGCUUAUCAAAGUUGUUCUGCCCAUUAAACCUGAACAAAGUGGAAAUGAAUAAUAAAACCAGAACCUCUUCAGUGCUGUGUCUAAGCAGUGCUCUAGGCAGAAAUAUUUCUCUUGCUGAAAAGACUGGUGAACAAAUGAUGCAAAACAUUGCACAUGCUAGGAGAAUAUGCAGAAUUAUUUUGUCUACUGUUUUUUUAAUCGUUAUCUAACAUACUCCUCCCAUUUUCUUCACAAACUUUAUAAUUUUAUUGUCAUUGGAUUCUUGAGAAGGUGAAUCUAUCAAUGUUUUAGGUCUUUGAUCAUGAUUAUUCCAAAAUUAUUGAUAACUGCUGAGUGUAUUUAGAUCAGCAGUAGGUCAUUGGGGGAGAUGAUUUUGAAGUUUUGUACAUCUUUGGGUUUCCUCCUCACCUCAUUUCAUUCCUUGAAAACUGCCCAAGAAGUUGACUGAAUACGUUUUUUUAGAAACAACCAACAUUUAUACAGUAAUUGGAACCCUAUGAGUGUUUGCUUAAGGUGUGCACAUCUUACUGUGGCUAAUUGAUGAGGUGCCAGGUCGCAGCAUUAGUUGUGCGGCUAGCAAACAUGUGGCCAAUAUGUGCUCCAGUACCUCAGCAAUCUGCCAUGGCAAGUUACGUGAACCUUAUGGAACACCAAUAGGAUUCUGCCUAUUUACUGAAUACUCACAAGGUUCUGAGUUGCACGACAGAGCAACAUGUAAGAAAGUGGCAGGAUGGUUUUAUGAAUAAAGAAUGUCAGUGCAUUUUUAGAAA